This is a messenger RNA of Apodemus sylvaticus (European woodmouse), 1652 nucleotides long. It is a transcript of the gene Rab9a, whose product is annotated as RAB9A, member RAS oncogene family. Lineage: Eukaryota; Metazoa; Chordata; Mammalia; Rodentia; Muridae. The record is from RefSeq and is a predicted model, not a curated record. The coding region runs from base 217 to 822 and encodes 201 amino acids. Gene Ontology annotation, cellular component: late endosome; phagocytic vesicle; lysosome. The transcript is spliced from 3 exons. Gene Ontology annotation, biological process: retrograde transport, endosome to Golgi; Rab protein signal transduction. Gene Ontology annotation, molecular function: GTPase activity; GTP binding.
CCCCGCCCUGCUCGCCCGCCAUAUUGGUCCUUCUGCCCAAGCCUCUCCCUCUUGGAAGUGCUCUCGACGUUCCGGAGUCUGUGGCCCACUUUCUGCUCCCAUUGCACCCAGGCGUGUUGGCGAACAGCUCCCAGGUUUUCCUGUGUGUGUCCGCAAGAUAAUGAUGUUUGAACUGAACUACUAAGGAUUCUGAAAUCAAAACUUAUACUAUUAAUAAUGGCAGGAAAGUCGUCUCUUUUUAAAAUAAUUCUUCUUGGAGAUGGUGGAGUUGGCAAGAGUUCUCUUAUGAACAGAUAUGUAACCAAUAAAUUUGAUUCCCAGCUCUUCCACACAAUAGGUGUGGAAUUUCUAAAUAAAGAUCUGGAGGUGGAUGGACAUUUUGUUACCAUGCAGAUUUGGGACACAGCUGGUCAAGAAAGAUUCCGAAGCCUGAGGACACCAUUUUACCGAGGUUCUGACUGUUGCCUGCUUACAUUUAGUGUUGAUGAUUCGCAAAGCUUCCAGAAUUUGAGCAACUGGAAGAAGGAGUUCAUAUAUUAUGCAGAUGUGAAAGAGCCUGAAAGCUUUCCCUUUGUGAUUUUGGGCAAUAAGACUGACAUAAAAGAACGGCAGGUGUCUGCAGAAGAAGCCCAAGCCUGGUGCAAGGACAACGGCGACUAUCCUUACUUUGAAACGAGCGCAAAAGAUUCCACCAAUGUUGCUGCUGCUUUUGAGGAGGCAGUUCGAAGAAUUCUGGCUACAGAAGAUAGGUCAGAGCACCUGAUUCAGACAGACACAGUCAAUCUGCACCGAAAGCCCAAGCCAAACUCGUCUUGCUGUUGAUAGCAUUAAAGGGAUAGUUGAUGCAUUCUAACCAACACACACACACACACACACACACACACACACACACACACGGGUGGAGAACAAAAUUAGUAUGCAGAACAUUUCAUCUACUAAUAAAAUUCAAUUAACGCAUAUUGUUGUCUCAUUAGUCGGUGGGAGAAGGGACACUCUGGAGGAAUCUAUUUACUCAGUAAUGGCACGUUACAUUUAUAAAUUGUAAUGGUUGUCUAAUGUUUCUUUAAAUUAAAACAUUAGUGCUAAUAAGAUGACCAAGAACUGACUUAAUUGUAAUUCAGAUAAAAACCUUGACUAUUCUAGAAGUAUACUUAGAUUGUUUUGCCCCACAAGAAAAUGGAGAAUUACUUUUAUAUGUGUAUAUUUUUAUGUAAUUAGCAUUCUAUUCUUGGUCCAGAAAGUAAAUUCCUACAGCAAUACUAUUAAAGAUUAAAAUCUAAUGCAUUUCUUUAUGUUGCAAUGCUUUUUGAUUUGAUUACCUCAUCUCUUUAAGAUGAUUUAACUUUUCGUAUUAUUCAUUCUACAUAUUAGAAUAUACCUCAAUUGUGUGGCACAUAUAUUUCCCCCUUUCCAACAAAGGAGCUAGCUAUAUGGAUUUUCAUUUACUUCCCUUAAAAAAAGACUGAAUCUCAUACAUUCCAGGUUGACUUAGAGGUCUUACCAACCUCCCCAUCUCCCAAGUAAGGGAUUCCAGGCAUGAGCCUGUGCUGUCAUGUCUAAUGCAUGGUGGGUGAGCUGUAUCUUCAGGGCAGCACUGUACUUUCUGAGAGGGUAAUAAAGACACCUGUACUCACACAGGUAUUUCCAUAGUA